Neogale vison (American mink) is the source of this 1775-nucleotide messenger RNA. It is a transcript of the gene GAL3ST1, whose product is annotated as galactose-3-O-sulfotransferase 1. The coding region runs from base 144 to 1418 and encodes 424 amino acids. The record is from RefSeq and is a predicted model, not a curated record. The transcript is spliced from 3 exons. Gene Ontology annotation, molecular function: galactosylceramide sulfotransferase activity. Lineage: Eukaryota; Metazoa; Chordata; Mammalia; Carnivora; Mustelidae. Gene Ontology annotation, biological process: galactosylceramide biosynthetic process; myelination. Gene Ontology annotation, cellular component: membrane.
GGCGGCGGGAGCAUGGUUCAGGUCCGGUGGAGUUGGGGGCCCGGGCGGGUACGCCCCGCCGCCUAGUGAGCGCCCGGGCGGCGCGGGCCCGGGACCGAAACAGCCACGCCAGGCCCGAGGAGAACGGGGCUGAGGUGUCUGAGAUGCCGCUGCCACAGAAGAAGCGCUGGGUGUCCAUGGCCAAGGGGCUGGUGCUGGGCGCACUCUUCACCAGCUUCCUGGUGCUGCUGUACUCCUAUGCUGUCCCCCCACUGCACGCCGGCCUGGCCUCCAUAAGGACCCCAGAAGGCACAGCGCCCUGCUCCCCGGAGCCCGCUGAGCCGGAGACCCAGACCCCGGCCAACAGCUCUGUGGGAGCUUGCCAGCCUCGGCGCGACAUCGUGUUCAUGAAGACGCACAAGACGGCCAGCAGCACGCUGCUCAACAUCCUGUUCCGCUUUGGCCAGAAGCACCGGCUCAAGUUCGCCUUUCCUAAUGGCCGCAACGACUUCGACUACCCAGCCUUCUUCGCUCGCAACCUGGUGCAGGACUACCGGCCCGGCGCCUGCUUCAACAUCAUCUGCAACCACAUGCGCUUCCACUAUGACGAGGUUCGCGGGCUGGUGCCGCCCAACGCCACGUUCAUCACCGUGCUCCGCGACCCCGCCCGUCUCUUCGAGUCCUCCUUCCACUACUUCGGUUCGGUGGUGCCCUUCACGUGGAAGCUCUCGGGCCGCGACAAGCUGGCCGAGUUCUUGCAGGAUCCGGACCGCUACUACGACCCCAACGGCUACAACGCCCACUACCUCCGCAACCUGCUCUUCUUCGAUCUGGGCUACGACAGCGGCCUGGACCCUGGCGACCCGCAGGUGCAGGAGCACAUCCUGGAGGUGGAGCGCCGCUUCCACCUGGUGCUCCUGCAGGAGUACUUCGAUGAGUCCCUGGUGCUGCUCAAGGACCUGCUGUGCUGGCAGCUCGAGGACGUGCUCUACUUCAAGCUCAACGCCCGCCGCGCCUCUGCCGUGCCGCGCCUCUCCGGGGAGCUGUACCGGCGCGCCACGGCCUGGAACGUGCUGGACGCCCGUCUCUACCGCCACUUCAACGCCAGCUUCUGGCGCAAGGUGGAGGCGUUCGGGCGAGAGCGCAUGGCCCGGGAGGUGGCCGCCCUGCGGCGCGCCAACGAGCGCAUGCGGCGCAUCUGCAUCGACGGGGGCCGGGCUGUGGACGCCGCCGCCAUCCAGGACUCGGCCAUGCAGCCCUGGCAGCCGCUGGGCGCCAAGUCCAUCCUCGGCUACAACCUCAAGAAGAGCAUCGGGCAGAGGCACGCGCAGCUCUGCCGUCGCAUGCUCACGCCUGAGAUCCAGUACCUUAUGGACCUCGGCGUCAACCUGUGGGUCACUAAGCUCUGGAAGUUCAUCCGGGACUUUCUGAGGUGGUGACACCCCGCCCACCCGCAGCCCCCUAGGCCAGCUGGAUCGCUGAGGAGGGGCUGCGUGGGGGCGCAGGGGGUGGGGUGCCGCCGGCCUCCGCUGGGCCCUCCUGGUGCCAUCCCGGCUCCCGGGGUGAGGUAGGGUCUGCUGCGGGGGGCACGGCCAAGCCGGAUCGGGGCCCUCGGCAGGCAGGGCCUCAGAUCAGUAUUUGACUAAUUCUAGUUUUGUUUUUGUUUUUUUGUUUUGUUUUAUUUUUUUUUAAAGAAUUAAAUCCUCUUCCCUCCAAAAAAGAAUGUUCUAUUUCCUGCCUCCCCUUAAAGGGGAGAGUUCAGAAGUAAAGGCGUUUGAUGUUGUGUUUUUUGUUAA